AUGAAAGCUUCCAAAAACAAUAAAUCGGCUGCAUCAUCGUAAGGGUUCAAUAAACAGGAUAAGCAUUAAAAACUUGAUGAAGAGAACCCACAGUCUCAAACUAAUUCUUAAAGAGAUAUUUAAAGUGAGCAGCGUCCUUAAAAAAUUAACAGAGACGAAAUCAUUGAAAAACUAAGUCAAGACAUGAAAAAUUUUAAUCAGUAGAGAAAACAAGGCAACACCAUUUAAAGGCUUUUGAUGGUGAUUGUAUUCUUUAAUCUGUAAUUUUUCACUCUCUAUGUGAUAAGCUCCAAUGAAAAAUCGGAUCUCUUAGACUUUGACAAACUCUCAUCAACAAUAUUUUGGGCUGAAGCAAUUGUAACUAUCAUAAUGUAUCUCUAUGUUUCUUUUAAAAAUCCUGGGUAUGUAACUAGCUAUGUACUCAGAGGGGAUGAAUAUGAAGAUGAUUUAGAUGGAAUGAAAAGUAAAGCUGAUAAUUUGGGGCACACAGAAGGCAAAAAGUAAAAACAUAAGAUUAAGAGAAGUAUAUUGUCAAGAGCAGCUCAGAAGUUAAGCCGAUAAGAGAGAUUAGCAGGCGGUACAAACUCAUAAAACCAGAAUCAAGUCCUUAUGACUAAUUCCAAUAGCAUCUCAAUUAAUGUGAAUUCCUACUAAUAAGUUAUGGACCAGAGUCAAAAGUGCACUCCAAACAAUAAGUUUAAUGCCUCCCAAAACAGGUUCAUCUUUUCAAACUUAACAACUUAAAACUGUGACCCAAUAGCUGCUUAAAACGACACAGUAAACCUCGAUGAAAGCAACUUAAAUUACUCUAUGAUCUCAUCUAAUAACUAAAACACAAAUUACAGAGUCAAUUAGGGCAAGGAUAAAAAAGUAAAGAUAAUUGCAUAGUUCAGCAAGAAUACAAGUAGGACGACAACCCUCCAGGACUUGAACCAAUCUGAUAACAAUCACAGUUUCCUAGACAUUAGAGAUAGCUACAUUUAAGAUGCUAACCAGAGUAAAAUAAAUCCUCUAGAGAUCAUUCAAAAGAAAAUCGCUUCUAAGAAUCCUAACUCUGCUUCUAUUUUCACAAGCGAAGGAGAUUUAGCUGGCAAGUCUACCACAGCGACCACAACUUAGGGCAAGUAGUAGUUAAUUGAUAAGGGGUCUUUAAGAAGUGAUGAUAACUAGCAUAACAUUGUUGGCUUUAUGGUUGGAGAGAGUGAGGUGUAGAUUAAGAGAGACUAAUUUAGAAGAAAGUUAUUCAACUCUUCCUCUGAAGAUUAGAUAGAUGCAAGUGUGGAGGAACUAGAUCAUAUAGGCCAGAGCAGCAAUGACUUCAGAGCACACUUCGAUGCUAUAUAAGAGGAAAAUGAAGAAGAUUUCCAAAGAGAUGAUGAUUUGGGUAGAGGCGGCUUUAAAUCUGAAAACCUUAAGUCAAAUAACAAUCAGAUUAGCAAUCUUGAUGGUCAGAACGAUGAUCAACAUACAACAGACGAGUCUCCGCCAAGAAGUUAAAGUAAGAAUCAGAACUAGGUUUCAGAUUAAAAUCAACCUUAAUCAAUCUUCCACAUUGAAAAUAAAUACUGCACUUCAUGCAAUCUAGAAUAACCAUUAAGAACUAAGCACUGCAGGAAAUGCAACAGAUGUGUUGCAACUUAUGAUCAUCACUGUCCUUGGAUUGGUAACUGUGUUGCCGAGAAGAACCGAAGGUUCUUUUUCUAUUUCCUAUUGCUCUAGUUUAUUGAGUCAACUUGGUCUUUCGUGCUAUCGAUAAACAACUUCUACAAAGCGUAGGAUUUGAACGAAUGGCUGUUAAUUAAUAUCCUUAACAUUCUUGCCUCACUUAUAAGCUUUUUCUUCAUUCUGAUGGUGGGGAGUUUGGUCUUUUUCCAUAUAUUCCUUUCAAGCAAUAACCUAACUACUUGGGAGUUUUUGAGCUGGAGUAAAAUCUCCUACAUGAAGAUCUGGCCGAAGAGAUAUGGUUCCCCAUUCUCCUAGGGCAGGACUAAAUGUUAAAAUCUUUCAUAGUACUUCUGCCCCAGAAAUCAGAGGAUUAACUACUUUACUACCUGGAAGAUGCCUCUGGGUCUACCAGAGCUCAAUGAGUUCAACUUAGUUAGGAGGAAGUAGUAUAAGUUUUUGUGCUUUUAUUUUAAAUUAUGA
This is a messenger RNA of Stylonychia lemnae, 2145 nucleotides long. The record is from the annotation of a GenBank genome assembly. NCBI's taxonomy places the organism in Eukaryota, Ciliophora, Spirotrichea, Sporadotrichida, Oxytrichidae.